Molecule: messenger RNA, 996 nt
Organism: Colletotrichum siamense
Lineage: Eukaryota; Fungi; Ascomycota; Sordariomycetes; Glomerellales; Glomerellaceae
Gene: ccsC-1
Product: Trans-enoyl reductase ccsC
Exons: 2
Coding region: 1-996 (331 amino acids)
Molecular function (GO): oxidoreductase activity, acting on NAD(P)H
Source: RefSeq, a predicted model, not a curated record
AUGGGCUCACUUGGUCUUCCGAACUUGCCCGAAAGGCAACGCGCCAUCAUCCAAGCUCAAAGCCCACCAGGGAAGCUGGUUCUUACCUCUGAUCGACUUGUGCCUAAGCCAGCAUCCGAUGAAGUUUUGGUUCGCGUCCAUGCCGUUGCGGUGAAUCCAUCAGAUUGGAAAAUGUCCACGCAGUUUCCGUGCCCCGGGGCCGGAUGCGGCAUGGACUUUUCCGGAGUGGUGGUAGCGACCGGUCCCGGGCUUGAUCCGGAAAUAGGCGUUGGAGUUGGUGAUGCCGUUGCUGGAGCGGUUCACGGAGCCAAUCCCAUAGAUCCUCAAGCCGGCUCAUUUGCAGAGUAUACUUGUGCUUUUGCAGAUCUCACGUGGAAAGUUCCUCGGUCAUUGUCAUUGACAGAUGCUGCGGCAAUCGGAGGCUGCUGUGUGGCUACGGUCGGGCUUGCCCUCUUCGCUGAGGAUGCUCUGGGGCUCAAAUUCGAGUUGAACCAGUCUUUUGAGAACUCCAAGCCACCUUUCGUGUUGAUUUAUGGCGGAAGUACUGCUUCAGGAACUAUGGCGAUCCAACUAGCUAAACUUACACUUCAUUAUGUCUUGGAUACCAUCGUUGACCCAAAGUCUAUCGUAGUCGCGGACAAGGCCAUGGGACGUUCUGGUGGUCGAUACGCUGGGCUUGAGGCUCUGCCUGAAGACGUGCUUGGUGGCACUGGCAGCACUCGAAAAACGAUCAAGUGGACGUAUGUCAUGGGUACCAGCAUGAUCGGCAGAGAGGAGGGUCUUACGGGGCCCUAUUACAGCAAGCCACGGCCCGAGAAGCGUGCUUUUGGAAAGUGGUGGUUCCGUACUGUUGUCCAAGAACUCAUGGAUAAAGGGUUACUGAAGCCCCAUCCAGUGAAGCUAAUGGACGGGGGGCUAGAGGCUGUUCCUGGAGGAGUAAAGCUGUUGCAAGAGAAGGCAGUGAGUGGCGGAAAGUUGGUAUACACAGUUCAGUAG